Molecule: messenger RNA, 435 nt
Organism: Meloidogyne enterolobii
Lineage: Eukaryota; Metazoa; Nematoda; Chromadorea; Rhabditida; Meloidogynidae
Source: the annotation of a GenBank genome assembly
AUGUUAAUUGGGCCCAUUUUACUGUGCAAACUUCGAGUGGAGGAUAUACUCAAAGCACUCUACAUUGUUUCAUUUACAAUAUUCACAAGUGGAUUAAUUCUUACUUAUUUUAUGCCUGCGGUUGCUUUGGGAUUGUUUAUAAUCGCUCCAAUUUGUGUUACUCUUGGAACACCCUACUUUAUUUUGAAAUGGCUUGAAAAUAUUUGGAGAAGACUUUCUACGACCAGACUUGAAAUUUGGCAGCUUAUAAUUUACUGGAUUAUAAUUAUGUGGUUACUCGAAGUAACAAAUUACAUUAGCGGAUGUUUUGGAUUUGGCGGUUGGUUAGAGUGGUAUAAACAUUCAAGAGAGAAAAAGGAUCGUCAACAACGUGCACAAAUGCAAUUCAGGGCAGAACGAAGUGAAAGAAUGGCAAAUCCGUUGGUUGGAAGGUAG